Molecule: messenger RNA, 393 nt
Organism: Drosophila takahashii
Lineage: Eukaryota; Metazoa; Arthropoda; Insecta; Diptera; Drosophilidae
Gene: Cpr47Ec
Product: Cuticular protein 47Ec
Cellular component (GO): chitin-based extracellular matrix
Molecular function (GO): structural constituent of chitin-based larval cuticle
Source: RefSeq, a predicted model, not a curated record
AUGUGCAAAAUCCUCCCUCUUUUCGUCCUGGCUGUGGUGUUGUCCUGUUGUCAUGGUCUUCCCGUGGAACGCGAGGAACGCGAGCCAGUGGCCAUCCUAGAGAUCGAGACCAACAAGAAGAACGAUGGUGCCUAUGACACCAAAUACACGAGUGCAGAUGGAACCUCUCGCAAGGAGGAGGCAACGGUGGUGGACAGAGGCACCGAAGAGGAGGCUUUGGAGGUGAAGGGAUCCUACAAGUACAUCAACGACCUGGGCGAGGAGGUGGAGGUCUUCUACACGGCGGGAAAGAAUGGCUUCGUUCCCUACGGCACCAGUAUCAACCCGGAAAUCACAGCUGUCGCUGAGGCAGCCAAGGAUCUGCCCAAGCCAGAGAAGGUGGACAAGAAUUAA